GCUAUUCCAAAGGUUUUACUCAAACAUGGAUAUCAGACCAAAUCACACGAUUUAUAUCAACAAUAUGAAUGAUAAAAUUAAAAAAGAAGAAUUGAAGAGAUCCCUGUAUGCCCUGUUUUCUCAGUUUGGACACGUGGUAGAUAUUGUGGCUUUAAAGACCAUGAAGAUGAGGGGGCAGGCUUUCGUUAUAUUUAAGGAACUGGGUUCAUCCACAAAUGCUUUGAGGCAGUUACAAGGAUUUCCAUUUUAUGGUAAACCAAUGAGAAUUCAGUAUGCAAAAACAGAUUCCGAUAUAAUAUCUAAAAUGCGUGGCACUUUUGCUGACAAGGAAAAGAAAAAGGAAAAGAAGAAAGCUAAAACCAUGGAACAGGCUGCAGCAGCUGCAAACAAGAAGCCUGGGCAGGGAACACCAAAUUCGGCUAAUACUCAAGGAAACGCAGCACCAAAUCCUCAGGUCCCUGAUUAUCCUCCAAACUACAUCCUAUUCCUUAAUAAUUUACCAGAAGAGACGAAUGAGAUGAUGUUAUCCAUGCUGUUCAAUCAGUUCCCUGGUUUCAAGGAAGUUCGCUUGGUACCUGGGAGGCAUGACAUUGCAUUUGUAGAAUUUGAAAAUGAUGGGCAGGCCGGAGCUGCCAGAGAUGCUUUACAAGGGUUUAAGAUCACACCAUCCCAUGCUAUGAAGAUUACCUAUGCCAAGAAAUAACAUUUGGAUUAGGCAGUUUGAAAGGACUUGGUAUUAUUUAUAGUGUUUGUUUUGAUAACAUUUGGUCAAGUCAUUUUAAUGGUUGGAAAUGAAAGUGAAGUUUGGGAGAAAAAGGCACCUAAUAUUUUUUUUAGUUUUGGUGAACUGUGUGAAAUCUGAAGCCUUAAUUUUGUACAAUAAACUUUUAUUUGUAUUUUGUGUACUGGA
Cricetulus griseus (Chinese hamster) is the source of this 910-nucleotide messenger RNA. NCBI's taxonomy places the organism in Eukaryota, Metazoa, Chordata, Mammalia, Rodentia, Cricetidae. The record is from RefSeq and is a predicted model, not a curated record.